Molecule: messenger RNA, 527 nt
Organism: Trichoderma asperellum CBS 433.97
Lineage: Eukaryota; Fungi; Ascomycota; Sordariomycetes; Hypocreales; Hypocreaceae
Source: RefSeq, a predicted model, not a curated record
ACGAUGAUUCAACGGCGCCGCCAGUGGUGCAAAUGAUUCCAACGAUGCCAACGCCAAACAUGCGGAACAGGCUACUCCGUCGAUCCAGCCUGCCUUAGCCUGCCUCGGGCUUUCGCCUUGCGAGGACUCGCGUCAUGCAGGAGCAGUUCGGAGCGUACGCAAAUCGCCUGGAGCCGUUCCAUUCGGCUGCUAGCUACAUGAGAUUAUAUGGCGGGAGUACCUGUUCCGGCACUGAAGCUGACUCUCGAUGCAAUGUAUCUCCGAAACCAAGGGGUGGUACCUGUACUCCUGGCGAUUCUCUAAUUCUUUUUUUUUUUUUUUUUUCGCAUUUCUUUUAUUUUGUUCAUUUUUCAUUUUUCAUUUAUUUUUUUUUUUUUUCUUUUCUUUUAAAAUUUGUCUCGUUUCUUAUUAACCCCGUCACCCCCCCACCGAAGCGGCCGCGAACUGGCUCCGUCAUAGACGCACGAAGGAACAGCACAAGAUAGCCUACAUUUAAUCAUACAACUACGUAGUAGUGACUUGGCAGA